Strongylocentrotus purpuratus (purple sea urchin) is the source of this 3926-nucleotide messenger RNA. It is a transcript of the gene nr6a1, whose product is annotated as nuclear receptor subfamily 6 group A member 1. NCBI's taxonomy places the organism in Eukaryota, Metazoa, Echinodermata, Echinoidea, Camarodonta, Strongylocentrotidae. Gene Ontology annotation, biological process: regulation of DNA-templated transcription. The coding region runs from base 503 to 1930 and encodes 475 amino acids. Gene Ontology annotation, molecular function: zinc ion binding; DNA-binding transcription factor activity; sequence-specific DNA binding. The transcript is spliced from 6 exons. The record is from RefSeq and is a predicted model, not a curated record.
UUUGACAGUGCGGAUUCGCAUUUUCUCUGGCUCACCCCUCCCUGAUAUACAAGGUCUCAUCCGUAACCUUGAUUUCGACAGUUUCGCUGGGUGAUUAAAUCCCAUUCUCAUCGUUUUAGACCCAGUCCUGUCUCUCUCUGUGUGUGUACAUACUGUAUAUCGUCUGUGUUGCGAUGUAUUUGUGUGUUUGCACGACUUGUGUGUAUGCAUGUAUGACCAAUAAUAUGAUAUUACGCAACAGCGUCUGCAAAGCAACUGACUGUCUAGGGCUUAGUUUGUAGGCUGUGCAUUGGGGGACAUAGCAGACGGCAAUAAUUAGAAACCUAGUGGACAAGAGAGCGAAAGAGAGCGUGAGAAUUAGAAGUCCAACUCCAAGUCUAGAACUCGCUCUCCUUCGCCACUCCUUAGAUAUCGUCCUUCCAUUUUCCGAUUCGACGUCCCUGUAGCCUGGCCUGGCCUGUUUCUUCCGUGUAUGAUCCCUGUUCGAUGACCAGGGCCUGAUAUGUUACCUUAUCCGAGAUGGAAUCCAUACGCGAUGACGGGGGCCGGGGAAUCACCUCGCCCCACUGUAGAACAAAUUCAAGCCUUUGACUUUUCAAUCCGAGGGCAGUCGUUCGUGCCCGGUGCCACAUACACCCCUACAAGUAUAAGUCCUGGCGCCACUGACCUGCGUUCUCCUCCCGUCCAAGACGAUGGCAAGUCCUGUCUUAUCUGCGGGGAUCGUGCUACGGGUCUCCACUAUGGGAUCGUAUCCUGUGAAGGCUGCAAAGGGUUCUUCAAGAGAAGCAUAUGCAACAAGAGAGUCUACCGCUGCAUGCGAGACAAGAACUGCAUGAUGUCACGACAGAAGAGGAACAGGUGUCAGUACUGUCGGCUCCUCAAGUGUCUCCAGGUCGGCAUGAACAGAAAAGCUAUUCGAGAAGAUGGUAUGCCUGGCGGCCGAAAUAAAAGCAUUGGACCCGUUUCGUUGAGCCCCGAGGAGAUUGAACGGAUAAUGUCUGGUGAGGAGUAUGCUCGCGAAGAGAUGAACGGACUGACCACUAAAAGCCCUAACGAUGGCAGUGACGGUGUCUCCCCUACCUUCUCACCGACCUCUGUAGGGUCAAGCUCCAGUGAUCACUACUUCGACUUCGCCGGAAACCCCGCCAUGGCCGUCGCCGGUGUUGCCGGCAUCAGCGCAGCCGAGUACGCGCGUCGCAUGGAGCGCGCCGAACGCGAAGCCUCACGCAAUUUGGCCCUCCUACCCGAAGUAGAAGCCCUCAUCGUGGCCGAACCGAUCGAACCGCUCACCCUGCCUUUCGAAGUCGCCACGAACCAACAAGUCGGUUACGCGGGACUCUUUGAACUCCUCUGCAAGCUCAUGGACCGGAUGCUUCAUCACCAGAUCCAGUGGACCAAACGGUUGCCGUUCCAGUCCAAGAUCCCGAUCUCCGAUUCAACAUCGCUCCUUACCACUUGUCUCAUCGAGCUCCUCCUGCUUGAAGUCAUGCGAACGCAGCCGUUGGAACUCUUCACCAAGCUUGGCCAAAUCCUGGACACCUACAUCCCCAGCGAGGAUGAGCUGCGGAAGUUCGGGCAGAAUGGACUGGAGAUUAUUGAUGUGGCUACCAACGCUCUGGCGAGAUACCGGGCUCUCAAGGUCAGCGUCCAGGAACACGUCUGUCUCAAGGUCAUCUGCUUCUUAAACCCAGAGAAUCCAAACCUGACGAAGCUGCCGGUGAUCAAGGAUCUAAGCAAGCAGUACUACUACGUACUACAUGACCACGUGCAGCUGAACAACAACAUCGCGGCCGAGCGUUUCCGCGAACUUCUCAUCCUUAUUCCGCAGAUUCGCCACCUGGCAUUGAAGUGCAACGCCAUAUCCUUCGACAAUGCACCCCUUCUGUUUAAGGCCAUCAUGCACGCGGGUGUGGCCCCACCCAAGCGCUAGUAUUUGAUUGACUUAGGUUAUAUUUGUAUGAAUGCGAUGUAAAAGGGGCAUUCAGGGGCUUGGACACGCCUACUUUUCUUUUUAAAACGAAUUGAUAGCUGUGCAUGAAGCCAACUUUGAUGAUGUUGAGAACUCCCAGUCUAUUAGCUUUUCUAUUCAGACAGAAACGUUAAGAUAAGGCGCGCUUUAGUGAAGCAAUUUUCAUUCAAGAUUUCGAUAAAUCUUUGCUUAAAGAUAAAAUGUUUCAAAGCAUACUGGUGCUAGUGAAAUCCAUUGUGUUAUUGAAACCAUGGGUUUCCUUGGCGACACACAUUAUAGAAUGUGUACAUCAAUAACAUUAUGCAAUCACCACAAGAUUUGCCAGAUGUUUUCAAAUAGUUAUUGUAAUCUGAUACAUAAUGAAUUUAAUGACACAAUGAUAACUGAUUGGACUCUAUAUAUAUCCAAUCGCGAGGAGGAGACACUCGAAUCGUAGUUAAAUAUCAUAGUCAAUAGCAAACUUGGUAGAAAGUGGUAGGGCUUAAGAAUUAGGAAUACCGAAGUUAACUCCUCCUGACAUAUAAAUGUCAAACAAAUGGUGAAAGAGAAAAAAAUGCUAUGCUCCUCCCACUCUGACCCCUUACGAUGCUGAAUCCCAGUAUAAUCUUUUUCCCAACAAGUGUUUAAUAAGAACAGAAUGAUCUGUUCAAAUUAUCAUAAUAUUAUUAUUUGCAGAUUUAAGUGCAUGUUAUAAAUUGCCUUAGAACAUAAAUCAGUAUCGUAUCUGAAUGGUAUGAUUUUGAUAGUAAAGUAUAGAGCCUGCAACUAUUAAAAAUGUAUUUAACAUGGAGGUAUGAAAGGAUGCGCCCAGCGCAGUCCAUGGUGUUGAUGUAUUUUAGAAGAAUAAUGGUGUCAGAUUACUAAAGAGGCCAUUACAAAGACCACCACAUAUAUAUGAAACAUGCCCGAAACAUGUUUUUUGUGUAACUUAUUUCAACCAUUGAAAAUGGAACUGUAAAAAAAGUAAACUAACACUUAUAUGUGAUAUAAAUAAUGGCGGAAACCCGUUCACUAACGUUUUAUCCACCAAUGUAAAUAGGUUUUUAAGUAGUUAAACAAGAUAUGACUAUGUGUUUUUUGCUUAUACUUCGUAUUAAAAUAUUAUGUGGAUGUGUGUGUUAAUAGAUAAGUACAUUGUUAAAAGUUUGUAGAGUUGAAGUAUUCAAUAUGUAUGUUGUGCUUAAUAAUUGAUUCGUGCGUGUCAGUAUUUCAUUCUAAUGAAAUUAUAUCAGUUUUAUCACUGUUCAUAGUUAUUUGCGUACAUGAUGAUGAUGAUGUUGAUGAUAAUCACAAAAUACGACGUCUAUAACGUCGAAAUGGCGUGUGUGAAAUUAAGAGGGUUCAUGUGGAACUCUUUUUAUUUUUCAUGACUUAAUUGCGAUUUUCAAAGAUUACCCUAAAUCGUUCAGGAGAGAACAACAAAACAAUUUAAUGAACUUCGAAUAAUUCCCUGAAUAUUACUCAUCACAAAACCCUGGCGAUAUCGUAAUAUUGACUAGAAUAAUGAAUAAUGAAACAUUAUACAGGGACGCAGUGCGUAUUAUAUAUAUAAUAAUUGAAUGCUAAUCAGUUUUGUAAGAAAUGGGUACCCCUCUCUUACUCAAAAGGCACCGCACAACAAGUGCUAGCGUUUAUUUACUUUAAGGUUGCCUAGGGAUUUUCUAACAGAUUUACGUUUAUAUUUCAAGAGAAACUAGCUGAAAAAUAAUCUGAUGUUCUUAUUCUUUAAAUGGGUUGUUUUUAACUAACAAAAUGUAGACGAAUUUACACAAAUCUGUUGGACUAAAGCCUCCCCAAAUCUGGACAACUGAGUCGAUUUCCUCGUGUUUUCUAACCUUUACUGCGCGGUUUAAUAUUUCCCCCAUAGUCAUCUGGUAGUUAUCGGUGCAGUCUUUAACUCUUUGUAUGCUACAGAAAACAUAGUGAUAUGGGAUUUGCCUGUGCGAAAUUGCAGCAA